AUGGCUCCCUCACAAAUGGAACAUCAGCAACAACAAACUUUGGGCCAAGGAUACACCCACAAAAAGUUCAACUGCGGUUAUUCACACAAAAAAUUGGGACUACGCUUAAGACAGCGUGACCAGGAGAACAAAGAAAAUCACCAGCAACUCGUUAAAACCAACAAAUCAUCUUCUAAAAAUCUAUUCCGUCCCUAUGCUUUGGAUGACAACAAUACACCCAGAAAACGUAAACUCUCCCGAUCAUCAGAAUCUUCUGAGGAAAACUAUAGUACAACACCUGUCAGCUCGCCACAAUGCUCACCUACACCUGCUUAUCAACCACAAUACCAGCAACAACAACCACAAUUAGCCGCUGCCACACCCCCACAAACUUGUGCCUCCCCCGCCUUGAGCCCCAAUUCCUAUGCCAUGCGUUUGCAAAGACAACGUGCUGCCCUCUACAUGCGUUAUAUGGCUCAAAUGCAGCAACAACAGGCUGCUUUCCAAGCUGCAACUGGUUAUCCUAAUGUAACCAUGGGUUAUCCCAAUGUAACAGCUCCUAUUUACAAUGGCUGCUAA
This is a messenger RNA of Calliphora vicina (urban bluebottle blowfly), 558 nucleotides long. RefSeq names its product probable basic-leucine zipper transcription factor R. NCBI's taxonomy places the organism in Eukaryota, Metazoa, Arthropoda, Insecta, Diptera, Calliphoridae. The record is from RefSeq and is a predicted model, not a curated record. Bases 1 to 558 code for a protein of 185 amino acids. The transcript has a single exon.